Molecule: messenger RNA, 1606 nt
Organism: Coregonus clupeaformis (lake whitefish)
Lineage: Eukaryota; Metazoa; Chordata; Actinopteri; Salmoniformes; Salmonidae
Gene: foxi2
Product: forkhead box I2
Exons: 2
Coding region: 29-1246 (405 amino acids)
Biological process (GO): cell differentiation; anatomical structure morphogenesis; regulation of transcription by RNA polymerase II
Molecular function (GO): DNA-binding transcription factor activity, RNA polymerase II-specific; RNA polymerase II cis-regulatory region sequence-specific DNA binding
Source: RefSeq, a predicted model, not a curated record
CCGUUGGGGUUGUCCUCCCGCGUGGAGCAUGAACUCCAUCGACCCUUCAGUCCACCACACCUCCUCUCCAACCGCAAGCUCUCUCCAACCCCAGCCCAAGAGCACCCAGGAGCCGCCGGAGAUGGCUGUCUACUGCGAUAACUUCAGCAUGUACCACCAGGCUGGACUCCAGAGUGCACAGAGACCGUCUGGAUACGGCCUGGGAGAUUACGCGUCAUCCCUGUGGCUGAACGGGCCCCCGGUCAACUCCUCCACCCCUUACCUGCACGGAAACAACACCGCAUCCUUUAUGCCUCCUUCCUAUGGUACCCAGCGGCAGUUCCUUACCAACUCUCCCGGGUUCGGGGGUCCGGACCUGGGUUGGCUGUCCAUCGCCAGUCAGGAAGAGUUGCUGAAGAUGGUCCGUCCUCCUUACUCUUACUCUGCGCUCAUCGCCAUGGCGAUCCAGAACGCGCAGGAGAAGAAGUUGACCCUGAGUCAGAUCUACCAGUACGUCGCUGAUAACUUCCCGUUCUACAAGAAGAGCAAGGCGGGGUGGCAGAACUCUAUCCGACACAACCUGUCACUCAACGACUGUUUUAAAAAGGUCCCCCGCGAUGAGGAUGACCCAGGUAAAGGGAACUACUGGACGUUGGAUCCUAACUGUGAGAAGAUGUUUGACAACGGGAACUUCAGGAGAAAGAGGAAGCGGCGCUCUGACUCCACUAACGGCACCAAGACAGAGGACGGCCGAACCGCCCCGCCCAUCAAGACCAUGGACAACCCCCAGCUCAUUGGCCCCUCCUCCUCAGACAUGGAGGUGGUCAGUGAGGGCCAUAAGAGCUCCUCCUCCCCGGGCCUGGCGUCCAGCGGCGCUCCGUGUUUUAAUAACUUCUUCAGCAGUAUGUCUGGGCUGGGCUCCGGGCCCCUAGGAGCCUCCAGUCCCCUCUCCUCUGGUACCCCCAGCAGACAGACUAGCUCUCUGGGACUGGUCAACGAGCUGACCAAUAGGAACAUUACAGCCCUCCAUAGCAGUCCAUACCACACCACCAACCCGGGCCCAGGCCAGGACAGUCACAGCCCGGGGGUCUUAGAGCCGGGCCUCGGGGGCCACGGUCACCCAGCAGACAGCCUGUCUCCCUUUAACAGAGGACUGUACUACAACACAUUCAGUGGAGGGGGACAGGCAGGACAGUUCAACAGCCACUUCUACAACAGCUUUAGUGUCAACAAUCUCUUAUACCCCCGAGAGGGCACGGACGUGUAAUCACGGACAAAUAGUCACUGACGUGCAACCACGGACAUAUAGCCACGGACAUAUAACCACGGACAUAUAGCCACGGACAGAUAGUCACGGACAUAUAGCCACGGACAGAUAGCCACUGACGUGCAACCACGGACAAAUAGUCACGGACGUAUAGCCAAGGACAAAUAGUCACGGACAUAUAGCCACUGACGUAUAGUCACGGACAGAUAGUCACGGACAUAUAGUCACUGUUGUAUAGCCACGGAUAGAUAGCCACGGACAUAUAGCCACGGACAUAUAGCCACAUAUAGCAUAUAAUGUAAAGUCACUGACUCAUAGCAAGGGGCUACGACAGAUCUAGGUGGUCAGCCAAUCAGAGGG